AAUUGCUACAAAUCAUGUUUUGCUCUAUUGUAAACCAAACCGGUUAUUAACCGAGAGUUGCACAUGCGAAUUUCUACAUUAUCUGUCACUUUUUUCAUCAACAUUUCCAUUUCUGAAACUGAAAUGUUUUUAGAACGACAACGACAUUCAGAGAGGAGUGUACAGUUACUCUGUCCGUGGAAAGAACAUUGAGGUGCGUGAAAGUAGUGUUGAUUUUUAAUUUUUACAAACAUUAAUAAUUCGUUUACCGUUUUAUUAAAUACAUAAACCAUGUGCUAAGUGCGUUUAUUCCAUGUAUUUGGCCCUGUUAUGUAGCAACUAGUUUACGAAUCUUCAAGAAGACAAGAAAAAUCUAGAUUCGAUCUCUAUAGCGGUUUUUGCGGGUGCGCUGCUCCUCUGCUAAGGAGGGCCGUAACUACAUUUUCGUAGUUCAAUAAAAAGGUAAAUAAAUCUAAACUGGACAAAGGCUUCAUUCAAUUCGGGCUCGUGUACGUGUGCUGCAUCGAUCCCAUUACAUAUUCACUAAACCAUGAGGUGAAACCAACCAACCAUUAGACAUGCAAUUGAAGAGGCCGUUUCGAAUCGGUCUGAAGAAGACCUGCGGCCUGGUCAUUACCGCGCUAGUGCUCUACGUCAUCGUGCACUCAUUCAUCGGCUCUAUGACCUCUGACCUCUCGACUUCUAUGAUCUCUGAACAAAAAUACGUCAUCGGAAAUGACAAACGGGUCUACGAGUACAAUCGACAAAUGCCGUUGAUUUUUAUCGGUGGUGUUCCGAGGAGCGGGACGACGCUGAUGAGAGCCAUGCUGGACGCGCAUCCAGAUAUAAGAUGUGGUCAAGAAACGCGAGUUAUUCCGAGACUGCUCCAAAUGCGAUUCCAUUGGCUGAAAUCCGAGAAGGAGUCUGUGCGACUUGAACAAGCCGGCAUCACAAAAAACGUUCUAGAUUCGGCCAUAGCAGCCUUUACUCUGGAAAUUAUUGCCAAACAUGGAGAACCCGCUCCGAGAUUGUGUAAUAAGGAUCCGUUGACCAUAAAGAUGGGUACAUACGUCAUCGACUUAUUCCCCAAUGCCAAGUUCAUUUUUAUGGUUCGAGACGGACGGGCCACUGCUCACUCGAUCAUAUCCCGAAAAGUCACUAUUACAGGAUUUGAUCUUACCAGUUACAGGCAAUGCCUGAAGAAGUGGAAUACAGCUGUAGAAGCAAUGAAUAAUCAAUGUAAAGAUCUAGGACCGGACAAGUGUCUUCGAGUCCCUUACGAGCAAUUAGUAUUGCAUCCCAGAGAAUGGAUGAAAAAAGUACUGAAAUUUUUAAAUGUCUCUUGGAACGAUUCUGUCCUUCAUCACGAGGACUAUAUAAAUAAAGGAAUUGAAUUAAGCAAGGUAGAGCGGUCCAGCGACCAAGUAAUUAAGCCAGUGAAUCUAGAAGCGCUAACGAAGUGGGUGGGCAAGAUUCCAGAAGACGUGAUCCGCGACAUGGCAGACAUCGCCCCCAUGCUCUCCGUCUUGGGCUACGAUCCGUACGCCAACCCCCCCAACUAUGGCCAACCCGACGCCGAGGUGGCUCACAAAACCAAGGAAAUCCAAGAAAACAAAAACGUGUGGGACAAGAAGGCCCAAGAGAUGUUGUGGAAUUUCUACACAGAGCCGGAUCCGGCUAUAGAUAGGGAACCUAGUGACGAUCCGAAUAGUAUUACUUGACGGCUGACGUUUUAGGCCAAUCCGGGAAGGUUUUAGGGGGAAAAAUACUGGCACUGAUUUUUUUAAAUCAUAAGUUUACAAACAGCCGAACAAAGCUUUAUUGUACAGUUACACAUUUUAUAUAGAAACGAAUUUAUUGUAUAAUAGUAGUAUUUGUUACAUAUGUUUUGGGGAGAAAAUCAGGAAGAUAAUUUGAAUCCUUCGUCUUGUUUUUCUUUUCAUCGUUGAUAAUUUUAUUGUUCAAUUUUUGGAGCUUUUAAUAAAUUUCAGUUAAUUAUUCUGGUAGAUAACUGUGUCUACUUGUUUUAGCUCUGUUUAAUUUUGUUAAAUAUUUCCUAGUUUCUUCAUUUUUCUCUAGCUAUCUGUAGUUUGCUUUGUAUUUGCUAGUUUUUGUUAGUUAUUUUCCCUAGUUAUCUGACGGUUUACUUAGUUUUUCUUAUUUUUUUCUUUGUUUCUAUUAGUCUAGCAGUUUUUCAUAGUUUCUCUUUAGGUUCUCUUUGUGUCUCGUAAGCUGUUCUUUAUUAUAUUGAGUUUUUGCAGUUAUCGUUAGUUUUUUUAACAGUUUUUCUUUAAUUUCCUUAGUUUUAUUUACUUUUCCUCAUCUUUUCUUAUUUUUCCAUAGUUUUCUUUAUUGUUUACUCCUCUUUUAAAGUAUGAGUUGUAGUCCAUUGACAUGUUACAGUUUUUAGGCCUUAGCGAACAUUUUUCAGAGGACUCAAUUUUAUUUUUUUUUAAUGUGUAGGGGGUUAGUAUAAGUUUAAGUUCAAGUUUGUGGGGUCGUCGCCCUUAUCCCCCGGCCACCAUCGUGGAAAAAGGGGAGAAAAGAGUGUUCGUGCUGUAUCACGUAAUACUAAACCCUACAGAAAAUUUCCACUAAAAAUUUAUUUAAUUCCAUUAAUUUAUCGAGGUUUUACAGAGCUCCAAAAUUAGGUUUUAGUUUUCUAUUAUAUAGUUUUUUAUUCGUAUAAUUUUUCAUUUUGUUAACAUAAGGUAGAGUUUGGAGGCGCGUUUUUUUACGUGUUAUCCCCAUUAGGCCUAAUCCACAGACACUUUCCAUUCGAGAUAAUAUUGAUCAUAAUUAUAUACAGUAAUCACAAAAAGUAUCGCAUAAUUUUUGAAACAGAAAAAAAGUUUAAAAACAAGUUUUUAAUUUUUAGAGGAAUGUUAUAAUACUCGUCUUCUUUAAGUGUCCACAAACCCAUAACAUUUCAAGUUGAAGCCUGUUUUUGCAGAAAAAAAAAACAGUAACAAAACGUUGUUAAAACAGAAUAUUUAUUUUGGACAUUAUUUGUGUUCAAUAAUUUGAUCUGUGCACUAUGUCUGCUGAGUUUUCAAUGAGGAAGUGCGCUCUUACAAAAAAUGAGUACUAUUGGAUAUAAAAAUUGAGUUAAUACUCCCAAUCUUAAAGUUUGUAUUUUAAUAGUUGUGACACAAUCAUGGGGCAACCGGUUUCGAGGCUUACAAAUUCUGCCUCAUCAUCAGACCCAGUACAUAAAGUCUUCACAAUUACAAACUACAAGCUAAAAAUCACAAAAAGACAAAAUUGUACAUAUAUAAAAACAACUAUGUCUUGGUUAAGGGUACCAAAGUCCGAAAAUUGAAUUUUUUAAGUUUUUUUGGGUUAUGAUUGAAAAUUAUUCUCUGAAAUCAUCUCUUUUCAACGAUAUAUAACACAUUAUAGUAUAAAAUAUCCAUGGUUACAAAACUAUUUGUUUUCUGAACGUCUGCACUCAACUUACCGUGUACCGGUAGCUUUAUAGCGUAUUAGAGUGUUUUAUGUUUUUGCGAUUUCCCGAAUACUAGUUUUUUAAUUUUUGAUGUCAAAUAUCUCUGGAUCCUUAGAAGAUAAAAGGUUCAAAUUUUUACAGUAGUUGUAGAUGGACAAUAUCAAGUGUCGCGUAAAGGUUUAUCGAAAAAUAUACAAAAACAAGUAAAAUAAAAAAUAAAAUCUAAACUUUUUUGGGUUUUUUUGUAAGAGUAUUUUAAAAAAUUUUGAAAUAAAUGUUUCUUUCACUCUAACUUUACAAAAAUCUACGCGGCACUAAAAAAUAUAUCUAAUUUCAAAAUAACACAAAAAUUAGGUCUCUAAGUGCUUUAGUUACAGAGCUAUGUAACAUAAUGUUAACAUUGUCGUUAAAUAGGACUUCGGGUGCCCUUAAAACAAAAUAAAUACAUUAAGCAAAACAACUGUAGAGUAUUGAAUUUAGUAGUCUAUAGAGUAUAAUAUAUUGAGACAUUUUGCCAUUGGGAUUGACCAAUCUGAUGAGAUCCCUAAGAGAUGCUCGAAUAGACUCACGGUACACUACUUUUUACCUUAGCAUUGGAAAAUGUAUUGAAACAGCUCGACUGGGAGGAAAAAGGUCUAAACUUUGAUGGUGUACGUUUGAGUCAUUUGAGGUUUGCGGACGACAUAGUAUUAUUCAGUACAGAUAUUAAGGAACUGGAGCAAAUGAUGAAGGAACUAAACCAGCAGUCAAAUAAAAUAGGUCUCAAAAUGAAUCUUCAGAAAACAAAAAUAAUGAGUAAUGUACAAACUAAUCUUGUUAUUGACAACGUCAGUCUUGAAAAUGUAGACCACCGUAUAUAUCUUGGACAUACCAUUAAAAUCGGCAAAGAAAACCAAAUAGUCGAAAUAAAAAGACGCAUACAAUUGUCUUGGGUAGCUUUCGGCAAGUUAAGCUUUAUCUUGAAGAAUAGAGAUAUACCAAUGUGUCUAAAACGUAGAGUUUAUGACAAAUGUAUCUUGCCUGUAACUACAUAUGGACUGGAGACCAUGGCCUUUACAAAGAAAACCUUAGAGCAGCUCAGUACAACUCAAAGAGCGAUGGAGAGGGCCAUGCUAGGGAUUAGUUUGGGAGACAAAAUUCGAAAUAUCGACAUUCGUGAAAGAACAAAGAUUACUGGUGUCGCAGAACGUAUAGCAAGGCUCAAGUGGCAAUGGGUCGGACAUGUUGCCCGAGAUAAUCCCGAAAAAUGGACACAGAGACUAACAAACUGGAGACCAAGAGAGAACAGGCGAGGAGUAGGCAAACCGCAGAAGAGGUGGGCAGAUGAUAUCAAACAAGUCGCGGGCAAACAGUGGAUGAGAAUUGCCAAGAGUAGAAAUCGAUGGAAGCAAAUGGAAGAGGCCUUAUGUCCAGCAGUGGACGAACACAGGCUGAAGAAGAAGAAGAAUCUGAUAAGAAUUGCUUGGUAUAUAAUAUAAUAUAUGCUACCAUCAAUCCUUAAGUGGUUAAGGGUUGAUGGAGUCUUGAUAAGAUGGUAUAUGAUCAAAAUACACAUAAAGUUAUUACUAAUAGUGACAAUUUUUGUCACUGAUAUGUAAGUAUAAUUUGAAUAAUUUUGAGAAGAUCUAUUAAGUUCUUUUCAUUACCAAGUUUAUCUUGUAAUAAUGAUUGUACAGUGCUCUUAUUAAACUUUAUAUCUGUCGAUUGGUGCUAUUUCGUGCGCCGCAAGCGCACUAGGUGGGGGAAAGGGUCGAUGAUAAAUUAAUAAUAAUAGUGUAAUGUUAAGAAAAUGAUAAAUUUAUUUAAAAUGACAUGAAUAAAAAAAUAUGUUCUUCUUCUUCUUCUUCCUCUUUAUAAGCAAUUCUGCUUGUUCAUUGGCGGAUUGGAUACCUCUAUGGAAGGUUGUCACUCCAUCUUUUGCACGGUCGGCCGAUACUUCUUCUGCCGAUUGGUGAUUUAUCUCGUGCUAUUUUGACCACACGUGUCUCCUCCAUUCUGGUUAUGUGGUUGUUCCAUUUUUUUUUCUAUUUAGUGUCCAUUCGUUUAUACACUGUACGUUACAUUGUCUUCUAAUAUCUUCGCCCCUCUUUCGUUCUCUCAGUGUUUCAUUCUUUUUUUCUAUUUAGUGUCCAUUCGUUUAUACACUGUACGUUACAUUGUCUUCUAAUAUCUUCGCCCCUCUUUCGUUCUCUCAGUGUAUUCUUCUCAGUACUCUCAUUUCUGCCGUUUCCAGUAGUCUUUGUGUUGUGGCUGUAUCGGGUCUUGUUUCUGAUGCAUAUGUCAAUAAAAAAAUAUAUAAUAGGAAACUAAGCCGAAUGGUUCGUUUUUAUCGUAUUUUUACGAGUAUUCAAGAACCCUCUCAACUUCGGAGCGCUGAAAAGCGCAGAUAAAUUAAUGAAAUUAAACACACUGUAGUAAAAAUUAUUCGUUGAAAAACCCUCUAUAAAAUUGCUGCAAUGUAAUUUUUUAUUGUAAAAUAAGCAGAAAAAAAUUAUAACGCCCAAAAAAAGAAGUGUUUUAAAAUUUUUAGUUAAUUUUUAUAGUUUAUAACUUUUUUAUUUUCCAUUCUACGAUAAAAGAUAAUACAAAUAAAGUUGUAGACAAUUUAAUUUGCUGCAUAUAAUGUCUUGUAAAACUUUCUGUGGGUCUUUUAUUAUGAGAUACAGCGCGAAAACCAUUUGGACCUGUUUUUCCAAGAUUUUUUCCAAGACCCCACAAACUUGAACUUUAGCUUAUACCCUACACUUCAAAAAAAUGAAAUUGCGUCCUGUGAAAAAUGCAACUCUAAAUAUAACUUUUCAAUGGACUAUGAAUAUGUUCUACCUCUUUCUUCCUUAAAAAAGUUCUUCCUUAGUUUGUAAAAUAUAAUAUAUUAUAUCGGAUUUUGGUACUUACGGUCGACUUUGCCGGUAUUUUUUCUUUUUACUAAUGUUCAACGCACUGGCGGAUCCAGGGGGGUGUCAUGGGGGUCAUUACCCCCCAUAAUUGUAAACCCACGUAUCCUAAGGUUGGUAAGACUAAGUCACCUUGCAUCAGAGAUAGGUAAUUAAAUCACCCUCAAGACCCAUGACCCCCCCCCCCCCCAAAACAAAAUUUCUGGAUCCGCCACUAGUUCGACGCGACUGAUUGGCCUAGACUAGCUGUUAGAAAUAAAUGAAAUUCGUUUGUGUGUGGACCAUUUUGGUGAUACUAAUAAGUUGUGAUGGAGACCGACAGUUCAUGAUUGUUGAAUUGGUGUUUUGCUCAAAUUAUGGAAAUAGGCUACAGACGAGACCAUGCAAAUAUAAAUUCAAUCAAAGUAGGAACUAUACUUUGUAGAAAAUCUAAAAUUGUAAUAUAAUGCCUGGUUUCACAAGUGCGGCUAACUAAUGCAACAUGAACUUUAGUUCUUUAAAGAAUUUUAAGAUAUUCAGCCGUGUGAUGGAUGACCGAAGUUACCUUUAACGUAAAGUUAUCCUGUAGUUAAGUUAUAAUCCUCGAAUUGGUGUGAUGUAUCAUAUUUAACUUAACUACUUGCGUUAUUUCUUGACAGUUCUUGAGUUAUCUGGUAUAUCAACUGUUAUCAACUGUUAUCUGGUAUAUCAACUAUUAAACCUCAAGUUAUGAGAUAACUUUGUAGUUAUGUAAGGAUAUGUAAGGUUAGGUUCAUCUUUUGACUUGUUUUUAGACAGAAAUCAAGUGAAUUUAGAAGCUUAUAAUUUAAUUAUAAAGAAUAGAAGGGUAAUACAAUUUUAAAAAUUAUACAAUAAUCAAAUCGAGAGAUAUAAGUUGAAAUUUUAUUUUAAGUACCUACUGAGCUUCCUAUCCAGAGUUGCCAGAUGAUGUUUUAUAAAUCCCCCACUUAGAAACUGAAAUUCCCUCAAAUUGAAGCUCAAAUACCCCAAAUUUAAAUUUUUGCCGCAGUUUAAUAAAUUAGUAGUCAAAUGAAGAGAACAGUAAACCAAAAUUAUACUAUCUACUUAUCAACGAGGGCCCUGGAAAUAAUUAAUAGUUCCUAUCGUCGUCGAUUAUAUGGGAGUAUAAUAUACAGUUCUAUGUACAUUCACAAAUUUAAUUUACCAUGAGCCCUUAAAAUCCUCCAUAAUUUUCCGCCUCCAAAAAAUCCCACUACAAUUUCUGCUAAGAAAAAUUUCCCUAGACGCUUUCAAAUUACCCCAAAAUUGUGGGAAAAUACACCAAUCUGGCAACCCUGUUUCUUCUACCGUUUGAAACACCACCGAACCCGAACAGCUGUUUGCUGUUCGGUCAUCGACGGUGGCCGACGAUGGGUUUUUACUUUUACGGUCAUCUACCCAUCCUGUAGCAUGUUCCGAACGAUCUCUCGCGCUCACUCCAACUUGUACUAUUUCUACAUAAGGUUCUCUUUGUUACGUCAAACUUUGUUCCUCAAAUGUUAUUUCUAAUGUAACGUUGAAAAAAUAACUAUCUCAUAACUGUGAAGAAUACAUCACACCGAAUUUUACCUAAAUAGUUAUGGGCAUCGUUAUACCUGAGAGUAAUCUUAACUUUUACUGAAACGUUAAAGAUAACUUCGGUCAUCCAUCACACGGCUGAUUGUCUCGAAAAAUCAGUAAGGAAAAUCUAAACGGAAUUUAUGACAGUUGAAAUUUAAGUCAAAAUAUUCCACAAUACUAAAGUAACCGUCAACUUCAUGUUUCAUUAUAUAGUUAAUUAGGCGUCAAAUUAAUUGAUUUUUGUAAAACCGGGUACGAAUCAAUUAAUAGAUAGAUAUACAGUCGGAAAAAUGAAAGAAUACCCAUGGACUAACAUAUAUAACACGCUGUAUUUUCCUGUCACCGUAUCACAAAGAAAAUUGCCCAGCGCAAGUACAUGACGUAAUAAUAAUUAUUACAUGUACUUGCGCUGGCCAAUUUUUUGUGUGACACGGUGACAGGAAAAUACAGCGUGUUUUAUAUCUUCGUUCAUGGGUAUUCUUUCAUGUUUCCUACUGUAUACAGGGUGUGCCACAAUAUUUUUAAAUUGCAAAAUAAUUUUACAAGAUAAUUUAUUAAUUUAAUAGGACCUUCCUCUGUAUUUUCAACAUACCUACUUGAAGUUAUUAACGUAAUCGUUAUGCUAUUAUGAUGUAGCAUUAUCGUAAUUAAGAAAGUUAAAUCGAUACAGAGUGUCAGUUAUUUAUUAUUAUCUUCUUUAUAUUCAACCAACUCAAAGAAUAAUCAAGGUGUCUGACCAGAUACACUAGUCAAGAAGCGGAAUGGUCUCCACACUCAACAUUGACGUCUCGAAGAAGCCUAUAUUCGCCACUCUUGGCAUAUCUUGCAGUAUUCUUAUUAACAAUAUCCAUUUCCGGACCAAUCUUUCUGAAGUUCCAAGUAAUGUUCACAAUGCUCCUUAACACUUCAUUCUGGAAUCGAUGAAUGAGGUCUAAAUUACUUUUACUGGUACAACCCCACGGCUGACCCAUAAAAUUUUCGUAUCUACGUAACCAAAGAACAUCCUGGUUCUGAAAUAUCCGAGAGUGGUAUCAAGAGACAAGAUAUCCGCUAAUCUGUUUCGAACUGCCGUAAACAAAGUUAUUAUUACCAAUCUUAUAGCCAACGUUCGAUAAUCGGACAAGGUACUGAAAGAAAAAGAAGGGAAUAGUGACGAUGAUCGAGAAAACUGCUACGAACUAUAUACGGAGGAGUGAAUACAGUGCAGGACGAAAAACAAGAUCAAAUAACGAGAUAGCAACAAUCAAUGAAUCUAAAAUAGCGACAUACAUAAACGCAUAUAGAAUAAAGUGGUUUGAGCAGAUUGAAAGGAUAAAAAUAGUCCUAAUAUAAAAACUAUUAGGAAACUACGCAGAAACCAUACAAAACAUGAAUGAAAAGUGUGAAAGAAAAUAUAAAACUCUAAAAAAAGAAUGUGUGUACUUUGUACGCACGUAAGAAGUUAUACUAACUUCUAUUAUAUGAUUUCAACGAAAUCAAUAUACUUUAAACAGUUUAUUUAUAUUUAAUUUUAAUAUUAAACUAAUUUUAAUACUACUUUCCAAAAAAUUUUAUUAAAACAAUACCAAAAAUUAAAAAAAUAAAAGAAUAAAACACACACAAACACCUUGAAAAAUGCCACAAAGAAAUGAUUUCUGAACAAUAAUUGUUGCCAAAAAUUUUAACUAAAUAGGUACGUAUUUUCUAAAAAAAAUUAUAUAAUAAUAUACUUACAAUUAUAAAAUGUAUAAAAAAAAUAAUAACUUGCAUUGGGGAUCGAACCCGCUUCCCGUCGAUCGAAAAUCAAAGCGAUUUCCCAUUGCGCCACCUUCGCGUAUCUGUCAUGUGGGAAUAUACACCAACUGAACGUUUACACCAUAAACUUUUUGACAGUUGCUUAUUACUUAUAUGAAUUUAAUCAAAUUAUUAGUUUGAUUUUUGUCGAAUUAAAAUAUUAAAAUACAACAAAAUAUCAAGUAAGAAAACGAUAUAUUAGAUGAAGAUUUGUAGAAAGUUUGUUCGUAAUCAAAUUAUGUACAUUAAAGCAUUACCUUUUAAUACGCAAGUACAUUAUUUUUUUACAUUUUCCAAACGGGUAUGAAGAUAUUUUUUUUUAUUACAAUACAACUGACACGUUUAGAAUUACGUACCUGUGGCUUUUCAAAACUAUUUAAAAAGUCACUACAAUAAUUAUAAACUUGCUUUUGUUUCUGUCUUCACAACAAUAAAAACUAAUAUAUUAUACAACAUUUGUUUAUCGAUAACCUCCAUAUUGAACAAUUAUUGACAGAUCAUUUCAAUACCUAAUCAGAGCCCGUAUAACGACUAAUACCAUACUGCCGGUGUGCGCAUGCGCCCAGGAAAAUAAAAAUUCACUCUCGCGCCUGAAGAAGUAUAACUUCAAAAAUAAGAAAUUGGAAAAAAUAAACGAUGUAAUGAAGAACUACGUGGAGUUAUAGCGUUGAUUGAUAAAUAUACAGAGUUGAAUGAUAAAUAUACUCUGUAUAUUUAUCGAUCAACGGUUAUAGUAUAGUAUAUAGUGAAACCAUUUAGUUGCGAGAAAAAAGUCAAAUCUUUGUAUAUUAUAAUGGAAUAACGAGCCGUGCGGUACAUCUUUUCAAUAUGAUGCAAGUCUUAGAAACGCCGCCCCUUAAGUAUUAUUGAAACUUAACUUUUAUUUUUUUUUGAAAAUAUAAAUGAACCUACACAAAAUAAAGGAAAACUUUUAUUUUAAAAAUAAAACAUACUUUAAAUUAAAUGAAAUAUGUAUUAACAUUAAAUAACAUUUACAAAAAUUACAAUUUUGCCUUCUUUAGUGACUUUAAUUUUGGCAAACUCGUCAAUCAGAUUGGUUAAAGUAGGAGGUAGUGAGGACUCUAUUGAAAUGAGUGCUAUUCUUUAAUUUUGUUUGUCUUAUGGAGUUUAGUAAAUCAUUUUAAAUUUUGAAAAACUUCUUUACCCACUAGCUACCGAGACAGGGAGUGUUAAUAAAAUUGAUAAUUGACAUAUUUGUAAUGUACAGAAAAAUUACAUACAAAUAAAAAAAACGAUCAAAAUAUAUUCAGUAGAUCCCAAGAUAUAGAAAAUGAUAGUAGUUUUAAGUUGCCUUUUUUAGUUUUUGAAUUCGUUCAUUUGUCGGCUCCCAGCCCCCCUUCACUUACCAGGAAUAGUCACCAAUUGAAUUACAUUUUUAAAAAUUCGUGUAAAAUACCAGCUUUUCUAAUAUGUAAAAGGAUUUUUUCUACGGACAAUAUUUUAAAAGUUAUUCUUAAUGUUUAUAAACUACAAAAUUUCAAAAAUUUGGCAUUAGGAUUUUUGAUUAUAGUAGAUAAUUUUUUAUUUUUUUAGUACAUUUUGACAGCAUCAGUAUUCUACUUUCAUUUGUUAUUGCAAAAUAAAGGUCUCUGGGAUAAACAAGUAGAAUAACUCUUAAACUAAUUAAUGGAACGGUCUCAAAUUUUGACGGUUUGUUAAGUACCCCAAUACCCAACUUUGGAGAAACACUAAAGUUCUAAGGUAGUUUAAGGCUAUGGGUACAUAAUUCUCAAAUAUUUUACGUGUAUCCCUACUUUUUCUGUCUUUACACGGCAAAUUACGUGUAGUAAAAUUCACACUGGUAUGGAUAUGUAAACAUUACUAGAAUGUCAUUCUACUUGAAAAUGUCAUCAUUAAUUUAAAGAGAUGGGUUUCGAAUGUUCUUGGAUAACUGUUAUUUUUAUAAUUGCAAAUUAUUAAUUCAGUUAAUAAAUGGGAUAAUUUUUUCACUAACUAUGUAUUCAUUGUUUGUAAUAAUUUAUUUGUACAAAAAAGACUAAUACUCAAUCGAGAAAAGAGGAAAAGUGUUUAAGUGAUUUUUUAAUAAUAUAUUGUUAUGGAACGCUUACAAUUUUGAACAUCUUUAACAACAAAAUACUUGGAUCACAGAAUAUAUUAUCCUGAUGUAUUCUCUGCUUGGAUCUUCCACAAAUAAUACACAAUAAAUAACUUUUUAUUAAGUUCACGUCUUAAAUCAAUUAUUUAUCAAAUACACAAUAUCAAUAAUAUUUAAUCAAUAACUCAACAUAUUCCCGAUGCAAUGUCAAAUAUUUAAAAUUGUCACUGAUUGUCAGUGUCUGACUGAUAAUAUAUGCUGACAAUAUUAUAUUCGGCUGAGUGCGUUGUAAGGCAAAGAUAGAUUUGGAAAAUAUUGCCACGGCAUUGUGUUCAUUUUUUUCGAAUCCUGAAAAAACCAAUAAAUAUUUUUGAAAAAUUUAAACGCAGAAUGAAAGACUAAAUUAUUACCGAGGGCCGAAAGUCCCUUAGAAUAAAUAAAAAGUUUAUUUUGAAUGAUAUAUUUGAAAUUAAAAAUCACACUAAAUUUUCUCUUAGUUUUUCACCCCUGUUACUUAUUAAAUUAAACAUUGUAGAAGUUCUCAGGGACUUUCGGCCCUCGCUAAUAACGUAAUCUUUCCUUCUGCGUUUAAAUUUUUUAAAAAUACUUAUUAGUUUUCUCAGGAUUCGAAAAAAAUGAAUCCCCAUUUGAAUAGCAUUGCAGCCGACAAUACGUACCGAUCCUCUUAAGUAAAAGUUAUUAACAAAUAACGAUUUUCACUUAUUUUACAGUUUGCGUAGCAACAAAUUAAUUUUUUAACUGUCAAAAAUCGGCAUUUUGAAGGUUUUUUAAUGUUCUAAAAAGUUAAAUUUUGUAAUUUUAUGUCAACUAUUUAGCUUUUGAAUGGGGUGCAAAAAAUCGACAAAAUUGCAAUUUUUGCACUAAACUGUUAAUAAUUAAAAAACGGACGUGAACUCUAGACACAGGAAACAGGUAGGUUUUCUUCCUAUAGGUCUACAAUAACUAAAAUAAUAAUCAGCUACCUGGAUCUUUGAAUGUCCCGAACAUGGUCUAUUUCUAGCUUAUUUUCCUGGAGUAUUGGCAAUUUUUGCUAUUUCGACAAUUUUGUUUAAAAUAAUAUUACCCGUUAAACUUAUCAAUUCAUCUUACCCACUGUUGCUUAAAUAAGUCACAAGCCAUGUAUCAGACUCUCUUUGAACUAUCCUGAUAUGCUCUUUCAUUACUGGAUCAAACUAAGAGAGCAAUUAUUGUACUUGGACUUAAAAAAGUUUCCAUUAUUAGGUUGAAACAACUAAUCAGUUGUUCCACGUAAAGCUAUUGUGAGGCCAAAAGUCUAAUUCUUUUCAAAAUUUCUCUCCAAUAAUGUUGAAUUGUCCAUUAUUAUAUUAGAUUUUACUGAUUAUGCCGCCCCCUUGUGAUGCCGCCUGAUGCGGCUGCCUCACCGCAUCAUAUCACGGCACGGCCCUGGGAAUAACGUAUAAGUUUUGCUACUAACUAGAAGUUUGUUAUGUGAACAAAGAUUAAAUUUAAUAUAAUAAUAAUCCUCAAGGAAUCCUUGGAUAAGGAAAAUGUUAAAUAUAUUCAAACGCCCUCCACUAACAACAUCUAGCCGUGUAUAAUAACGGUUUACGCCUGAUCAGAAUAGCGCCCUUAGUGAACAACACAAUAGCUGAACUGAAGCUUAAACCAACAUUAUUUGUGCGUGGUUAGUCGAGAUAUAUGGGUAGGUGGAACGACGAAUAUAUCGACCUAUUUGUUUAUUUGCCUUUGUGUAACUAAGACAUCGGGUCCUGCACCAUUGUCCUUACCGUUCGCCGGCAAGUGAUGAAUAUUGUUGAAUUCGGUUAAGGCGAGACAAGUGCAUGGUCUGGAGCUAUGCUGUUUUUGGUUUCCGCAACAUUUUUCACAUGUUAGAGAUGCCAGAGAAGACUAAAUAAUAGUUUUACAAACUAACGCAAAUUAUAAUGAUAAAUAAUGAUUGACACAAAUCGUAAACAAUCCUCUUCAGAUUGGUUAAUAGAAAGAACAUAAUUACUCAAAGAAAAUUAGUUUAAUAGUAACCUGGACGAACGAUUUAUAGCACUAGAAUUUACUACUCAUCGUCAGGUCCCUGAUAAUAAGUUUACAACUACCACAAAAAAAAAAUUUAGCUGUUAUACCUCAAAAAUUAUGCCAUUAUUAAGUCAUAGAUUAAUCCUAUGCCGGUGGUGUGUGUUGACGGAAUUAAUUAAAAAUAAUUGUAACAACGAACAGUAAUAUAUUUAUUUAUUUUGGGCAAACCAGCGUGGUGUUUUGCUUAUAUCUCGAAAGGGUAUUGUUAGCGAGAGCGAGGGUGUGUCUGAAUCGUUCGCAUGCUGUGUAGAGACUGACUUGCCGGACCACCAACUAUAUGUCAACGGGUUUGCGGUUUUGCGAUAAUUGCCAGAAGGGCCAUAAAUUACUGCAUCUGCCUUUUUAAAGAUGAAAACCAUUUGUAUUUUAAGAAGUUGACAUGAAGAGUGUGGCAAUCUGGCAUCGUAAUCAAUUAGUGUUUCCUUGAAAAAAAAACAUUAAUUUUGUACAAUCUUGUUGUUUCGUUUUGAGACAAGUUAUUAAAAAUUAAGAAAAUAAAAUUAGCAAAAAUAGUAAUUAAAGCGUAUCGCUAUAAUCCUUUUGUUUUUUGGCACUGCCAUACGAAUUCUACAUAUCAAACGGCAAUGCUUGGAAGUGUUGCGAUCAAUCAGUAAAUAAGAAUUGUUCCUCCCACUCAGUUUUAAAUUCACGAAUCGAGAUAUCGUCCUCCUAUUUUUAUUUUGAAGUUAAUGGAUUGCUCUUGAUCGUGUCGAAAACAACUAUUGUCUUCUUCUUCUCUGUAGUUCCUUCUAUCGGAGGUUGGCCAUCAUCACAGCUAUCCGUACGUUAUUGGCGGCAGCUCUGAAAAGAUCUACUGAGCUGCAACUAUACCACUCUCUUAAGUUUCUCAGCCAGGAAAUUCUUCUUCUACCUAUAGAUCUUUUACCCUUUAUUUUACCUUGCAUUAUGAGCCUUAAUAUCUCAUAUUUCGUAAAUAAAUUUUAAAACACUAUAGCUCACGCUGAGUCAGCCCAUUGGCGGAUCCAGGGGAGGCUCCCUCUCAUACCAAGUUAUAUAUAAAAAUUAUAAAAAGAUUCAUUUAUUUUUCAUACAAAUUUAGCCAAUCGCCCCCCCCCCCUCUUGACGAUGUUGGAGCCUGCUGGAUCCGCCACUGAGUCAGCCGAUCAUAUCCCAUGACACAUUAUCGUAAUUAUAAUAGUUGACAAUGGCAUGGAUAAACGAUGACUAAGGCCCGGCGCAAAUUGAACCUAAGCCAGACACAACCUGCGUCGGCGGGACAAGUGACCCGUGCAUUUAUUUUUUUAGCGCUACUUCUUCUUCUUAAAGUUCCCUCUCCUAUCGGAGGUUGGAUAUCAUAAUGGCUAUGGUCACUGUGUUUGCUGCUGCUCUGAACAGUUGUAAUGAACUACAGUUAAACCAUUAUCUAAGGUUCCUCAGCCAGAAGAUGCGUCUUCUUCCUAUGCUUCUUCUUCCUUGGAUCCUUCCUUGCAUAAUAAUUCUCAGCAACUUGUAUUUUUCUCCUCUGGUAAUGUGACCCAAAUAUUCCAGUUUUCUAGUUUUUAUACUCUUCAUAAUUUCUAACUCCUUAUUUAAACGUCGCCGUCGUAGCACUUCAACAGUGGUAAUCCUUUGAACCCACUGAAUUUUCAAUAUUCUUCUGUAACACCACAUUUCGAAUGCUUAUAUUCUUCUUAUGUGUUGUCUAUUCAAUGUCCAAGCACCCCAAAUUAAACCCAAUCCGACCCAACCGUUGGCUGUCGCUGUGGCGAAUAGAGAUGGGCAAAAUCAGUGCGGACUUGUAACGGUUACUUUUGAUACCGGUUCUCAGUGGUACUGAGUACAAAUACUGAUUACAAAAAAAUACUGAUGUAUCUGAUACUUGUACUGAAUUGAGUAGGCAACGUAAAAUCGGUAUUUCCGUACUUGUAACUAGUAACGUUUUAAAAAUAUCUUACACGUCCCUAGUAGUCGUAGCGGUAUGACUUUCGAAAACAUCGAAUUUGAUCACAAGCGGAUGCAUAAAAAGAUAUUGAGUAUUUUAUUUUUGCACAUAAUACCUACAUAUUUAAAAUAAUCUCUCCCCGACUGCUCGGUCAUAACUCAUAUUCCUCAAUUUACUGCUCGGAUCACAAUCAUUUACAAUUACUGCAGGUAACACUGUAUAAAAAUAACACUAUCUGCAUAUUUCGUUUUUAAUUUUUAAGCAUAAAAAUGUAAUAUGUAAUACACAAAAAUGUAAUAUGCCGACAAAUGGAAUUUGAGGGUAAUACGAUAUUUUUAUCGAUCACGGUUUUAAGUAACAUGAAUAAUUUUUAACCUUAUUUUUCUAAUAAUGUGUUUUUUCUAAAGGCAUAACUUUGAUUAUUAAUUUCGUAUCGCCGCUUAUUUAGUCUACCAAAAGUUAUCAGAAUUUAAUGACAAAGACAACGCAGUUUUCACUCGGGGUAUUGACUAUGCUAAUAUUUUUAUUUAUCAUAAAAUCAUAAUAAAUUGUGCUUAGGUACCAUCCGUAUUCAUUUCAGAUAAGUUCAUCUCGCAAACAAAAACAAGUAAAAAUAAACAUCUGGCGGUGAGUCACGCGUCCCACGGCCCAAGAAAACUGUACGCCGAUGACAGUCGUUCCCAAGCGCGACCUGCGAACGAAUACACUGAUAGUAGGAUGCGCAGAACUGUAUACGCAGUUAGCCGGUGCAGGUUGUGUGUCGCUUAGGUUCAAUUUGCGCCGGGCCUAAAGUGUUUGGGCCAGAUUGCAGCUGCUGAUUUAGAGUGAGAGCCAGUUACAAGAUGAAUUUUAAUUGGUUUUGAUGUAAUUUUUUUUUAUUUUUCGAAGUUUUCGCGUAUUACUUCUAAUAUUCCGCUGUACUGCUUUGAGUUGUCAAACCUCCCCCUUCACGUAUUUCACUGUGUAUCUGACAGUCUUACGUUGAUCCAUAUCCGUAUCUGAUAGUCUUAUGUUGUUCUAACAAUAAAACACUGAAAACGUUUGUUUUCUAUACUUCCACAAAAUUUAUUAUAACUAAGUGACUACAGCUGUUUCGGCAGAGUGCCUUUCUCAAGUGAUUUAGUUUACUAUGGGUUUGCCUUUUUAAAGUCUUUAAUUGAAGAGGUUGAGGAGUAGCUGUUUGUCUCAAGUUGGUCAUUCAGAAUUAUAUCUGUAUUUUUUCAUUUAUUAAUUUCCAUAGAUUCUAAUAAAGAUAGCUUAAGGCCUUUAUUUUGAAUAUGCAAAACUUGAAACUCUUCAUUAAAAGAAUGAUUAUGAUCUAGAAGGUGAAGUGCGUAUGUAGAAGUGUCUGUUUUUCUAUUGUUGAAAGCCCUUUUGUGUUCUGCUAUCCGUUUGUCAAAGGUUCUGCCAGUUUGACCGAUGUAAGUUUUCGGACAGUCACCACAAGUUAGUUUGUAGACACCACUCUGUAGUUGUUUUCUCUUUCGGCUCUUAUUGUUCUUAAUAUAUUUGCUUAAGUUGUUAGUUCUGAAAGCUGGUGUUAUUCCUUUCUUUUUUAUGCAUCUGGCUAUUUUUGUUGUUAUCUUGCCAGUAUAUGUGAUAGAGCAGAAGGUACUGGGUUCUUUCUGUGGUAGUGGAUAGACUAAUUUCAGGGCUUUCUUAUGGAGUUUUUGGUUUAAAAUUUUAUUAAUUGUUUGUUCGUUAUAGCCAUUGUUUACUGCUAUUUGUAAACCCAUAGUAAAGGCAAACCCAUAGUAAACUAAAUCACUUGAGAAAGGCACUCUGCCGAAACAGCUGUAGUCACUUAGUUAUAAUAAAUUUUGUGGAAGUAUAGAAAACAAACGUUUUCAGUGUUUUAUUGUUAGAUAAAAUUAACUUCCAUCAAGUAACGGUCGAAUCCAUCAAUUAUGUUGUUCUAUCCAUAUUAGCUCUUGUGAAUGUCCUGUUUGAUAAAUAUGUAAGAAUGGGAAAAAUGCACUGAAUAAUUUUGUUUUUUGAUACCCAAGAAAGUUCCCAUACUUCUUAAAAACUAUAAAACUAACGAAUCACGAAAAAAUUUGCAUGGUCUCCUUAAACCAUGGGCCAUUAUUAGUAAAUAGUUUAUUUAUAUAAAUUACCUGCUUCCAUAAUCUGAUUUUAUUUUUAAUCAAGACUUAAUUUUUAUCAAUAUUAACAAAAUGUCUAUUAGAUAAGUAUUUAUAUUUUAAUUGUAAAACAAAAUAGGGUAUUGUAUCAAAUUUUAUUGCGAAAAAAAUCAAUAAAAAAACUCUUGGAUUGUGCAUUUAGUGGAUAAUUUAUUAAUACAUAUGCCAAGACCCAAGAAAAAGUUUGUGAAUCUUUUUGAUUUUGUAAAUACUUUGUUAAUUAAAACUUUGUUAACUUUAUGAAAUAAUAGAUUGAUAUAUUCGAUGUUUGAACAACAAAAACAGUGUGCCCUUUUUAUUAUUUUCUCCUAUAUUUCCUUUUCAUACAUUUAUGGCUGUUUCUUCAAUUUUAAACCUAUCCUAACUAUACAGAAUUGUUUAUUAGUCUCGUCAGGGUAUAAAAAGACAAAAUUUGAGAAAAGAUACCUCUGAAUAUAUUUGUAUCUAAACUUUUUAUCUUUUAGCAGUUAGUUCUAUUUAAUCAGUGACCAGAAUAUGGUAUUGACUUCAUCCGUAUUUAAACGGCUUAGCAGAAAAUGAAAAAUGAUAAGAAAUAAAUACAUUACAACAAAUUUGGAAACAAACAAUACACUGAGAUUUGUCAUGUCCAAAACAAAACCUAACAACACACAAGAAAGAUCAAAGAACUGCAUCUAUAAAAUACCCUGUGAAUGCAACAAUUUCUAUGUGGGAGAAACAUCAAGACCACUAAGUGUCAUGAGAAACGAGCAUGAAACAUACAUAAAAAACAGAGAGUUGGUCAAAUCACAAAAUUAGCAAACAUGCCUGGAACAACGAUCACAGAGUACAAUGGAAAUAUGCCUCAAUAGUCAUGAAAGAAACACAGCAAAAAGAGAAAAAUCAAAGAUGCAGCUCUCAUCUGACUCAAUGAAGAAAAAUCUGUAGCAUACCCAUUCGCAGAAUGUAGCAAGCUCUGAUUGCCAAUAGUAUAAAAGAAGAAGUCACCAGCAUUAGCGAAUUGAUAGGAAAUCAUUGACACAUCAUCUGAAAUCGUACAACACACAAUACGUAAACCCGCGAUAAAUGCGAACAAUUUAUUGUAACGAUAUAUUGCUAUGAUUUAUUGAUUUUUUUUAAGUUUGCUUAGACGCUGCGAUAUAUUGUCGCGAUUGAUUAUAAACUGAAACAACUCGAUCGUUACAAUAAAUUGAUGCAAUCCAUGCAAUCAAUGCAAUCCAACUUCAAUGCCGAUAAACCGCUGCGAUAUACCGUUUACACACAACGAUAAAUUGAAACAACUCGAUCGAUAUCGAUAAAUUGCUAGGAUUUAUCGCGGUGUCUAAACGCUGCCUAAUACAUAACAUAGAAACGUCACCCUCAGAAUUAUCAUCUAAAAGCAUGUCCUACAACAUUAAGGCCAAGUAAGUCAAUCGUCAAUUUGGAAAACAGUAACCGCCAAACACCUUGGUUAUAAUAACAGCUCAUCAUUUUAAAGUAAUACUAUGAAAGCGUUUUCCGAGGGGAAAUCGACAUGUCAAAUAACAAUUCUUCUUUCGUCCAUUUUUGGGCAUUGAAUUUGACGCGAUAAAAACUUUGAUAAGAUGCUGGUUGCAAGUGAUACAAAACGUGUGAAAGAUAUGAAUUUAUUGACUCUAAAACACUAAAUUAAACAGUAAAAUAUAGGAUAAGUCCACUUUGAACUGUCUAAAGUUUGAUAAACACGACACGACCACUUUUAAGAGAUUACGAUGCACGCUAAGGGAUUGUUUCACCCAUAUGACUUGGUCGUGGUGACUCGACACGUAUGCUUUACGAACCUUUCUUGGGCGACUGCUGCUUGGCGAUUGCCCUUAUCGUAUGAGGACAUGUGGAUAUUAUAUUGAUAUAAAAAUACCACGUUGCCACGUCAUAAGAAAAGGCAUUAAAUUAAAGUAAAGUAGAAUAGGGCAUAAACAGACAUGUCUCUCCCAAUUCUAUCCAUUGAUUUCUAUCCUAAGCAACAUACUUCCAAUUGGUUUCGGCUAUUUUUUAAUAUCAUCUAUCUACCAAUGUCAUCUGUGGUAUUUCUCUUAGUCGUGUAACUUUUUAAGGUCUCCAAUCUCCAAUGCUGUGGCGUUGUAACGUUGGUCUCUGUUUGAUUGUUGAAGCUCUUUUGAAGCUCCAUUUGAUUUUUGCAUUUUUUGUGGUGAUAUCUUCGACUUUUGUUUUUGAUCUUAUCACCCAGUCGUUCCUCUUUCUAUCUGACAGUCGUAUGCCUAACGUCUUUUCUGUUGGGUAGUUUAUUCAUAUUUGUCUUGGUUAGAGUACAAUUUGACAUCCAUACGUUAUGAUCGGAAGGAUGCACUGAUUGAAAACUUUGCUCCUCAAGUAUUGAGGUACUUCGCGGUUUUUGAGUAUCCAACUUAGUUUUCCAAAUCCUACCAUGCUAGUCUUACUCUUCAAUUGAUCUACAUUACAACAUUAGCAACUAUAAAACAAUGGAAGCUUUUAAGUAGUAUUUUUAUUGUAAAUAGAUUUUUAAUGUAACAAUUUCUAUAUUUACCUACAUUGUACAUAACAAAAUUUUGUGAAGAAAAAGAUUCUCGUUAUUUCGAUAAUGAACUGUGAAUAUAAUCUUUUUAAUUUUUAAGUUACAAUGAAUAUUGGUUAUGAGCAUGUGCGCUCGUUGUAUAAUAACUUCCAGUUGAUGUCAAGAUUGACCAACAUAUCAGAAAUUAAUUUGUCACAGUGAAUAGAGAAUCUUUCAUUUUAUUCCUUUUUAAAUAUCCACUAGAUGCCUUUAUCCAAACAAAAUAUAAGUUGAUAUAAAAAAUCGACUAAUAUGACGAAAAAUAUGCCGUGCAUUUUGUACAUUUUAUUUAUUUAGAUAAGAACGACUGUAUUUUGACUUAAUAUUUUUCUUUUUUUUUUUUGUCUGAUGCAGACAAACAAAUCAAUUUUAUGGAAAAUAAAUGAAAAAGUGUGAGUUUUUAUGAAAUUGGUAAUUCAAUUUCACAUAAUUGAACGAAAGUGUUCAUUCGAUAAGAAUCUUUAAAAAUCUAAUUUGUUUAAUAAAAUAAUUUUUAAAUUCUAA
Molecule: messenger RNA, 20885 nt
Organism: Diabrotica virgifera virgifera (western corn rootworm)
Lineage: Eukaryota; Metazoa; Arthropoda; Insecta; Coleoptera; Chrysomelidae
Product: protein-tyrosine sulfotransferase
Exons: 8
Coding region: 558-1700 (380 amino acids)
Biological process (GO): peptidyl-tyrosine sulfation
Cellular component (GO): Golgi apparatus
Molecular function (GO): protein-tyrosine sulfotransferase activity
Source: RefSeq, a predicted model, not a curated record